AUGCAAGAAAGACCCAAUAAAUGUUCAGACUCUUUUAACUCAUGUUCUUCUAAGAAUUCUAUAGAGGGGGGUAAUGUUAACUUUCCUAAAUUGGGUUUCCCAGUGGCUUUCAAUAGAAGGGAGGGAGGAAAUAAUAGAAGAAAGUGUAUAUCUUUUAAAGAGUCUAAAGCUAAGGACAUUGAGUUGGAUGUUGGGGAGUCUCUGAUAGGUAAUUUGUCUGAAUUGAAGAUUAGUCAUAUAGAUUUACUCAAACUACGCUGGACAAAUCAGAUAGAACAAGAAGAAAUAGACAAAGAUGAAAAUAAGGGAAUACAUAGAAUUCGAUUUGGAUUUGAUGGAAGUUUAUGCAACCAAUCAUGUACUAAUAUUGAAGAUAACAUGAAAUACUAUAAUGGCCUCUAUCACCAUUCUGCUGAACCUGAUAAAGCUGGUUACUCUUUGCCGGAGAUAUUACACCUCUGUAAAAGUAGCAACUCUGCACAAAGAUGCAUUGCAUUACGUACAUUAGUAAAUAUUUUAAAGAAAUCUAGAUGUAUACUUAAUAAGAAUGAACCAAAUAUAUCUCUUUCGAACUACUUGGUAGGAUUUUCAUUUGGGUUUGAAAGAUGGUUUCAUUAUAUAACAACAGACUUAUCUGUUCAUAUAACUCUGUUGAAUCUUCUAUUUUUGGAUUCGGAAUUAUCUAAAACUUGUGCUUAUUCAAUAAUUGCAUUGUGUUACUUACUAUCAAAUACAUAUGACUUUGAACAAACAGAUAUAUGUAAAAAUAAUAUUCAUGAAUUCAACAAGCAAAGACACGCUUUGCAUUGGCUGCAAUAUUACCCUUCGGCAAUCGAAUUUAUUUAUGAUAUGGAUAAAAAUUUAGGUAAAAUGGCCUUCUAUUUGCCCAAUGAAGCGUUGAGUUUAGGCCUUGAUUACUUCUUAAAUAAAGAUGGUGAAGUUUUUUGGUAUAAUAACCUACUCAGAGAGGAUCAUAUUCAAAAAUAUAUACUACCAAAUGGAAGUGAAAUUACUUUAAGAAGAGAUUUAUUUCAGGAGAUUUACUCCUACUAUCCACACAACUAUGAAUCAAAUUUACAUCAAAAUGCAGUCUUAAUGCGUUUGAAUUGCAUGAUUAAGAACAAUAAGUGUGUUAUUGAUGCACGGAUUGCAUCUUUACGCAUUUUAACUACAUUUAUUCGUAGACUAUGUAUAAUUGAUAAUACUUGUGAUCUAGCAUCACUAAUAGAAACAGUAAUUACCAAACUUUCAGAGGAAUUUUCGGAUUAUAUACCCAUGACUCUACCAAUAGUUAAAGAUAACUUGAAAUUUCAGUGUGUAGACGAAGGUUUCUUACGAUUAUGGCUGGAAUAUCUCCUAUUUCUACGUAUUUAUAUAGAGUCUAUUCUAGCCAUACAUAAGGAUAACAAAGCAAUUACUGACCAUCUUGAACUAUUGUCGAGACAGCUGGGCACUCAUAUAAUUCCGUUAGUUAGGGUUUAUAUACUAUAUGGCUUUUAUAUAUUAAGUAUUAGUAGUAAUGAUGAUAUUACGAGAAUGGAAAAUUCAACAUUGGUACUACUUGGAACUGUAGAAAGUCUUAGAAUUUUAACAUGUCUAUCCUUUCACAACUAUUAUGCUGAAGAUUUUGACAUAUACUUGCAAACUUUCGUAGAUUUCCUUGCUUGUUACUCUUUGCCAUAUAAUAAUAAAAUCUACCUUGGUAUCCCAGCAUAUAUGCUUUUCCAAUUCUUUUCUUUGGCUACUUGCAUCAACAAUAAUAGUUGUAUAGAUAUCAGUAACAAUAUCAACAAUAUUUCAAUGAAUUAUAUUGGUGGCAUAAUCUCUAAUGUCUUUGACUCACUACACAAAAACUUUAGUUCCAGUGAUAAAUCAUGCUUGUCAUACAUUAUUAUUUCUUUAUGCAGAUUUCUGGGGUCAUCCUAUACAAAUAUCUCGAAUUCUAAUAAUUCAGCUCUGAACUUAAUUAAGGAAAUAUUCUUAGAGGGAAUUGCUAAACAAGGGAUUUUAUUAAGCUAUUUAGAAAAGCUAAUUUUACAAAGCAGAAGAUUAGGAUCUCUAUUAAUUAGAGAAAAAGAACAAAAAACAGCUAUAGACUUUAUACCUAACAGUAUCGAUAUUUUAAUACUCACAAUUGAGUCGGGGAGCUUAUCAACUACUUUAGCUGGGCCACCUAGUAUAAAAGGGCUUUUGAGUUCAUCUUCACAUUGUUUGACCUUGGAUAUUAUUACUGCCUCUACCUGUGUUAGAGAAAUAAUGGUAUUAAGCCCUAUUCUAGAGGACAAAAUAUUCUUAAAACAAGACAAAUUAAUUAACUUCAUGAUUGAACUGAGGAACUACCAGAAAUCUCAAAUUGGGCCAUUUUACUCCUUAAAUAGCGAAAUAGAUAUAGGCAUAACUGAGAUUAGCAGCGAAAUACUAAAUGGCACUUAUAAUUAUAAAAACUACAUGGAAAUAGUUCAUUCUGGGUCAACAGAAUACCCAUGGCUGAAAAUAUCUAAAAAUUCUCCAUUCGGUGCAUUAAUUUCAUCAACUCUAUUGUGUUUAUUUGAAACUUUGUCGGUGAAUAGCAAUGAUAUAACAGGAAUUGGAUGUUCUCUACUACUAGAGGAGAAUAUUUACACAAUAGCUUGUUCCAUGCUCUCGUGUAGGCAAGUUAGCCAAUUUAUGAACACGAUAUAUAUAUUAACAAGUUUACUUGAAUCAUCAUCCUAUAAACAGAAUUUGAGCAAUAGGGAAUUCCUAUUUAAGUUACUUUUCAGCUGUUUCUUCAAGUAUUUUGGAGAGCAUCAAAACUUGUGUUUCGAACCUUUGUUGCUGGUACUCUCUGCACCUUUAUUUGUACCAAAUAUAUCUAAAGAGUAUAUUGUGGAGAUUUUCCAAAUAACUUCAGUAAUUUUAAAGGCAUUUUUAAUUGGAAAAGUUAAUUUUGAUUUUAUGUUGAGACCACUUUUUGAGUAUCUUACCUGGUCAAUUGUAUAUCAAGAUGACCUUUUAGGAAUAAAUAAGUACUCCCAAAUCUUGGGAGAUUACUACAUAAAUAUCACUAACUAUAUUGAGUUUAACAUAUUAAUUGGUGGUACAAGCUUAUAUAGAUGGGAUGUACCAAAUAACGACAUAAUAACUAAAUUAAUUAAAUUGAUUUUUAAUUUUGAUAAUUGUAAACCUAUAAAAUUUGAGAUUCGGAGUGUAAACAGCAUAUUCAACCCAAAUUCCGUUGUUGAUCAAGUAUAUAUAGAUAGAAUUUUCAACAGUUUGUGUGAAACAGUGUACAGAAGUCACAUCGACUUCUCAAUAUUCUGUUAUAUUCUUCUGUUCUUUAUAUCACCAUUUAAUGUUGGUCCUAAAGUACAGCUCAGCUUACUGAAUAAUGAAUAUAUUUUACGGCUACUAUUUAGUAAUACUGAGGAGAGACUCCUUGGUAGCAUCUGCAAUUAUAUUCCCUAUAUACAAGUACUGAAAUGUGAAAAAGAUAAGCAAGUACAAAGAGACUUAAUUAAGAAAAUAGAUGAAUUAAUAACGACUUAUUCUGAAAUAUAUGAACCAAUGACUGAAUCUUUAAUUUUUAAAUUACUUGUGAUACAGUCACUCGUAUAUUCUAUAAUCCUUGAGCCUACAGGAGAUAAGCGUAUGAUUAUGAUCUAUAAAAGCCAAUAUUUGUAUGAACAAUCUCCUGACGAGAAUGUUAGAAUAUUCCUUCGACAAAUACAAUUAGAAUUGUGA
Messenger RNA from Cryptosporidium muris RN66, 3723 nucleotides. RefSeq lists its product as uncharacterized. Gene Ontology annotation, biological process: transcription by RNA polymerase II. The transcript has a single exon. NCBI's taxonomy places the organism in Eukaryota, Apicomplexa, Conoidasida, Eucoccidiorida, Cryptosporidiidae. Gene Ontology annotation, cellular component: nucleus. Bases 1 to 3723 code for a protein of 1240 amino acids. The record is from RefSeq and is a predicted model, not a curated record.